Coffea arabica (coffee) is the source of this 2169-nucleotide messenger RNA. Its product is annotated as homeobox-leucine zipper protein PROTODERMAL FACTOR 2-like. Gene Ontology annotation, molecular function: lipid binding; DNA binding. The record is from RefSeq and is a predicted model, not a curated record. Lineage: Eukaryota; Viridiplantae; Streptophyta; Magnoliopsida; Gentianales; Rubiaceae.
AUGGGGCCUCUGCAAGAGCUAAAAUAUAAAAGGAGAAAGAAAUUAAGCAGGGUAAAUAAGGUGAAGAAAGGAAAGGCUAAUCCUGGAAAUAGUAAUAUUCCCCCAGCUGAUGUGAUGUCAUAUGCAUCUGAUCAUGGCAUUCCAGACGAUGAAGAUGCCCACAAAUCUGGCGAAGAUAACCAAGAUGGCCAUAAUAGAAAAGGCUACCAUCGCCACACCCCUCAACAAAUUCAUGAAAUGGAACAGUUUUUCAAACAAUGUCCUAAGCCGAAGAAACCGCAAAGGGUACAACUUGCCCGCGACUUAGGAUUGGAUCCAAAGCAAGUGAAGUACUGGUUCCAAAAUAAGCGUAUGCAAAAUGAAGCACACACAAAACGUGCGAGAAAUGCACAUCUCAAGCUUGAGAAUGAAAAGCUUGGUGACGAGAACAUAAAGUUUAAAGCAGCUCUUACCAAUGCUUGUUGUUUGACUUGUGCUAAGUCUCAAGCUACAAGUAAUGAUUCUCUUGAUCGACACCAGUUGAGGGUGGAGAAUAUUUGGCUUAAAGAAAAGGUUGCCCGUUUGACAGACCUAAUGGCCAAAUACGCUGGCAAGAAAUAUGCCAAUAACAAUGUUGGUUCCUCUUCAGUUGGUCCAAGUAGCUCUGCUAAUCUUGAGGCUAUGAUUGCAUCCAGAGAAUGGCAACAAAAUUUCACUAAAGAGACAGUUGUUGGGGAAGAAUUAAUUAGGUCAUUAUCUGGACAGACCAUCAUUGAUAAGACAACAGCUACUAUGCUUGUGAAUUCAGCUACGGAGAAGCUUAUCAGGAUGGCUGAAAUUGAAUAUCCUCUAUGGAUUCCAAUCAUUGAUGAUAAGAGCUAUCUGCUGAAUCAAGGUGCUUACUAUGAUAUGUUCCCCGGAGGAGUUUGGCCAAAACUAGCUGGAUUUAAUGUUGAAGCAUCCAAGGGAAACGAUAUAGUCAAGAUGAAUCAUGCAAAUCUAGCGAAGAUUUUCAUGGAUACGGAUAAAUGGUUAGCUGUAAUCGCUAACAUUGUUUCAAGAGCUUUAGUUGUAGAGGUGAUAACAGAAGGGUCUGAGUUUGGAAGCUGCAAUGGAACUUUGCUAAUGGUUAUAUGGAUUGAACAUGUACAAGUGCAAGCUGAAAGUGUUCAGUAUUUAGGAAAGCCCUUUGUUGAGUCAGGUUUUGCAUUUGGAGCUCCUCGAUGGAUUUCAACAUUGACUAGACAAUGUGAACAUCUUGCAACUGCAAUGCAGAUGAAUUUCUCCCUUUAUAAUGAUUCUGGGCAGUUCAAGCAGUAUGUUGGGGCUCAGUCAUUCUUACAAUUGUGUGACUGGUCGUCUCAGUCAGGGUGGCGGUUUGGAUUCAAGCUUGUUUGUUGGAAGCCAGGAGUAAUGGGGGAGCUAACCUUGAAUACGGAUGGCUGCUCCAAGGGUAAUCCAGGGGCAUGUGGUGGUGGAGGGGUGUUAUGGGAUCCGUCGAGGCGCCCCUUGGUGGGUUUCUCGGCUUUCUUUGGGGUGACGUCUAGUCUUCAUGCUGAAACCCUUGCUCUAACCCUUGCUCUGCUUACGGGACUUUGGAUAUGUGCUCAAAAGGGAGAGGUCCAGCAAAUAUGGAAGUUGGCUGGUGAUCCGGCUAGGCUUUCCCACUGUUUCAGAGAGACAAACAAGGUGGCAGAUAUUUUGGCUAAUGUCGGGGUAGCCCACCCUCACCAUGCUGUCAAACUCUAUGAGCAUUGGAGUGACUGGCCGAGGUUGACCCGAAGAGAAAUUGGACUCGAUAGUAUAGGGAUGCGUUCUUUUCGGAGAUUUCGAACCCCUAGUGCAGGGCUUUGGAUAUCUGAAAAGUCAGCAUUCGACUACCUACGUGACACGAGUACUCGAACUCAGUGGGAUAUUCUCUUUGAUGGUGGAAAUAUCCAAGAAAUGAUGCAAAUAACUAGUGAUAAUGAAUCCGGUAGCUGUGUCUACUUGUUGCAGGUUUCAUAUGCUUCCCAUGUGCCCCUGUUUCCCUAUUUUUCUGGUUCUGUUGCUUUUGCUUUCUUCCCACUAACUUCUCUUUCUUUUCCACUGGCAAUGUUGCUCUGCCGCUUAGGCAGAAGGUCUGUUGUGAGUUUAGCUGGUUUUAACUGGAAAGGUCUGCUAUGUAGCUUAUGUUCGUCAAUGAUGUGA